AUGUGGUGCAACAACUGCUGUCUUUGCUUCCCAGUCCGUGGCGGUGCGAUGUGGCUCGCCGGUCUUGUGAUUGUGGUCAAUGCGAUUGGAGGUAUCUUGCUCUUUCUCUGGGGUCCUUACUUUUUCUCGUCAACCAUGGCGAUGAUCUUUGCCGGCUUCUCAGUUAUCCAAGCAAUCACUGCCGGAGUCGCUUUCCUCGGCCUCUGCAACUGGUCGUAUAUGUUGACGAGGAUGUUUGUGCUUGUCCAAUGGCUGGUCGUUUUCCUCGGCAUUGCUCGCAUCGGAACGAUGGCCUACCAACUUCAGGCAAACAAGGACUGGAUCUCGUCCGAGUGCUGGGGAGCAGUCAACGACAAGGGGUAUACACCCAUGGGCACGGCAGCAGCCUUUUACUGCAAUACACCCAUCCCGACGUUCAUCAAGCUGUUUAUUGUUGGACUGGUGAUCGACUUUGUGCUCAACUUGUACAUGUACUUUGUCGUCUGGCGGUUCUAUGUUCGUAUGCGCCUCUAUCCCUUCCAGAAGGGCAUUGCUCGAACCUACGAACAGGGACUUUAUGAGAUCUAA
Linnemannia hyalina is the source of this 567-nucleotide messenger RNA. The record is from the annotation of a GenBank genome assembly. Lineage: Eukaryota; Fungi; Mortierellomycota; Mortierellomycetes; Mortierellales; Mortierellaceae.